Molecule: messenger RNA, 735 nt
Organism: Fukomys damarensis (Damara mole-rat)
Lineage: Eukaryota; Metazoa; Chordata; Mammalia; Rodentia; Bathyergidae
Product: spermatogenesis-associated protein 31E1
Exons: 3
Coding region: 20-358 (112 amino acids)
Source: RefSeq, a predicted model, not a curated record
CACUCAGGAACCCUUUGUGAUGCGUCCCAACUCCCGGAUCACUAGGACAACUCUCAGAGUUCAGUUGCCUGAAGGUAACGCUACAAGUCAGACGAUGAAGAGGUUUCUCUUACUUCUGAAAAUCCUUCAUGAGACUUGGAUGAGUCCCAGCUCCACUACCUGGGCAACGGACGUCAUCCUUGCCUCUGCUUGUGGACUGGCGCACCUCAUCCCAUUAAUCCCUCACCUCCGGACCAACCUAGCCUUCCUGCUGACUGGGAAAAGGAACAACAGGAAGCACCACAGAAAGAAGAGCAGGUGGAACCAGAGCAGGGAGCAGAGCCGCACUCAGAGAAGAAUGAGGAUGUACCCAAGGUGAACGGACUGAGCAGGAGACUCCAGGUCAGGAGUCUUGGGAAUAAGCCCUGGAUGGAAGGAAACCAGAGCUUUUGGAAGUUGGGAGCGGGCAGUGGAGGGGCUGCGGGCCACAAGUGCCCACCUGGGCCCAUCCCGCCCAGCCCCCUGUCCCUGCCUGCUCCUGGCUGCAGCCUGUGCCUCCUGUCUCCCACUGCCACCCACCCGGACUCUGUGACAAGGGCACGUUUCAUCUAUGCUCACGUGGAGUUGUGCCAGGUGAGGUGUGCAAACCAGGAGCUGCUCGAGUUCAUCAGCCACAGAGUCACGGGGAGGAAGAGCCCGCUUCCAACACCUGGGCCCUGAGGCUUCCCCCGGCUCCUGUGUCACAGCACCCUCUGC